Opisthorchis viverrini is the source of this 1130-nucleotide messenger RNA. RefSeq lists its product as hypothetical. Bases 1 to 672 code for a protein of 223 amino acids. The record is from RefSeq and is a predicted model, not a curated record. NCBI's taxonomy places the organism in Eukaryota, Metazoa, Platyhelminthes, Trematoda, Opisthorchiida, Opisthorchiidae. The transcript is spliced from 3 exons.
AUGUACUGUUGUCGCGUGGGUUUGAUCAUUUUCUUGUUACUCAUUCAAAAAGAAGCGAAUUCAAUCAGUGAACUGCAAUACCGGACGAUAUCAAAUCAUCCAAGCAUAUGCACCAAUCUUAUUGAGGAUGAUGUGACGCGCACAGCCAUUCUGCGUUUCCUUGGUUCGGGAAACGAGAGCAAUGUGCCCAUUCCGGAUCCAAUCAAAAUUGGUCUCACAGAGUUACGCGAUUUGCGCAUUUCCGGUCUGGAACAUACCAAGUUGGUUGGACCAAUUCGAUUUGAAAACGUUCCGACUUCGGUACGGACACAACCAGAUCUGCGAAUUGAAGUUGCCUUAUCAUUUGAUCACUUGGUGCUCACAGGUGGAUUCAAGCUACGGGGGGACAUAUUCCCACACAAGCCAAUACGUAUUCAAAUCAAGCCAGUUGAUCUCUGGUUGGUACUGGAUUUCCGACGAUACUCUCAUCGACCCUUGGUUGUCCUUCCCGAGGCACCACUGGCGACGGUCAGGACAGUACGAAUCACGCGAUGGAACGGCAUUCGUAUCAACGGCAAAGGUGUACUGCUCAAACUCUUCCGAAUACUUCACGGGGACAAAACUUUCGAUGGCUUGCUUAAGCGGCAAAUCGAAAAGACUGUUCGCAAGCGCUUAGAAAAUAGACUCCGCUGACAAUCUUGUCGUUAGCAAGGGUGAACAAUAUUUAUUUCAAUUCUGCCUACUGAUGAAUCUCUCAGUAGUCCGCAUAAUUCUCAAAUUACCAUCACCUUGACUCCCUUACCGUCAGCGGAAAUUUACACAGCUCGGUCAAAAGUAUCCAGCACAUUCUGAUUUGUUUAUUAUUCUGUACAAUUGUUUUGAUAAACUAAUCUAUCUAUUAUGAUCCCGUACCACACUAAGAAUUGCAUUCAGCACUUACCACUACCCAACAAUUAGGCAACCAUCCAGAAACAACUUUAGAUUUCAGCGUGUGUAAAGGUUAACGAAAACUACAGUGCAUGAAUGAAGUGUUGCUCGUGUCACCUUGUUCUAUCAGAACGUUAUGCCUUCUCUCUUGCUCUGUGAUGACCCACCUGUCACCAAUUCCUUGCCAAUGAUUCCGCUAACGAUCUGUUCACUUUCAAAUUAAC